AUGGGCCUGUUCCGACCAGGGCGGGCAAGGUCCCUCCUCCUCACCACGCUCGCCGUGAUCCUCGUCUGCACCGUUUACCUCUACUGGACCCCGACCACCGCAUCCACCACCGCCUCGGUGGUCCCGAGCACCGCGUUCGAAGUGCCCCUCGUGGAACGCCAAAAGGAUUUCUGGAAGGCCUUUAAACCGAUCAUCGAACGACACAAACCCAACGUCCCAUCUCCGGGCAAAUCUGGCGAUGCGGAAGCGAUGCAUUUCAACCCCACGGAUCCCCAUCCCCGGCCCGACCUGACAACGUUGAGCGAGGGGGAUGCCAAGGCGAUGGAAGAGGCACAUGCGAAUUUUGUCCGGGAUAUCAAAGAUUCGUUGAAAGACUUGAAGCCCGCGCACACCCCGGGGAAGCGAGGGCUUGUAUCCACAGCGGGUGCGAAAUAUCUCCCGGUUUUUGUUUCCUCCCUGCGCAUGCUCCGCCGCGCAGGAUCAACCCUGCCGGUCGAACUAUAUAUGAAAGAUGCCAGUGAACACGAAAAGGGCGUUUGCAAAGACGUGCUCCCCGAACUCAAUGCGCGGUGUCUGGUGUUGGCGGACGUCGUGGGCAAGGACGUCAUCGAACACUACCAACUCAAGAUCUUCGCGGUUCUCUUCUCAUCCUUCGAAGAAAUUGUCUGGAUGGACGCCGACUGUUUCCCUCUAGGAAAGCCCGAGGAUCUCCUCACCUCGGAGCCCUUCUCAUCCACCGGCCUGGUCACAUGGCCUGAUUUCUGGUCCUCUUCCGCGUCUCCCCUAUAUUACAAGAUCUCGCGGCAAGAGAUACCGCCCAUGACGGCUCGACAGUCGUCAGAGACUGGGGCGUUCCUGGUGUCGAAGAAAACACAUCUUCUGCCACUGUUGUUGGCCGCCUACUACAACUACUACGGCCCAUCCCAUUACUUCCGGCUGCUGUCUCAGGGAGGGCCGGGAGAAGGAGACAAGGAAACUUUCUUGCAGGCCGCCAUGUCCAUGAAAACAUCCUUCUACACCGUGAGCGAAAGGGUGCAAGCCGUUGGGCACCAAAGCUCGAAGGGGCUCUCUGGGUCUGCCAUGGUCCAGGCGGAUCCGCGAGAGGACCAUGCCCUCACCAAGCAGAACAAAUGGCGGGUCAAAGAUCCCUCCGCGGGUCCUGCACCGCGCAUCUUUUUCAUCCAUGCGAACUACCCCAAAUUCAAUCCUGGGGAUAAUGUCUUUGGCUCGGGAUGGGAAACCACCCCCACCCUAAAAGAGGACGGCUCUGACAGCCGAGCAUGGACGGCACCGCCAGACACCAUCCGGCGGUUUGGGUACGAUGUCGAAAAGGCUUAUUGGGAGGAAAUCAAAUGGGUUACCUGUCAUCUCGAAACCGCGUUCCAGACAUGGGAGGACAAGCCCGGCCUCUGCCAAAAAGUCGAGCAAUAUUGGAGCCACGUUUUCGCGAAACCACAUGGCGAUGACCCGAAGUUUGAAAAGGAUGGUUGA
Molecule: messenger RNA, 1491 nt
Organism: Penicillium alfredii
Lineage: Eukaryota; Fungi; Ascomycota; Eurotiomycetes; Eurotiales; Aspergillaceae
Product: alpha-mannosyltransferase
Exons: 1
Coding region: 1-1491 (496 amino acids)
Biological process (GO): mannan biosynthetic process
Cellular component (GO): Golgi apparatus
Molecular function (GO): alpha-1,2-mannosyltransferase activity
Source: RefSeq, a predicted model, not a curated record